AUGCGCGAAACUACUGUGGACUCUCUGCUGAAAGAGAUAGAUAACGAAAUGGAACAAACAAAGUGCAAUGCCAUGCAGAAGACUGUUGAGGGGGGUUCCCGUGACUGGAAGCUGCCAUUGCAGGAUAUUGGCGACGAGACCAUGGAAAUGCUGGUAAAACACAACACUAGGUCGAAUUCUCAUGCGACAGAAAAGGCUAGUCGCAAGGGACAAUCAUCAUCUAGGAAGUCUGAUAUCUCCAAUGAAAGUUUUGGUUUGGACCUCUUGCGUACAAACUCCGAGCUUGGAGAGCCUUCGGAUACAGUGUUUCAGAAAUCACCUAAAAGUUUUGCCGUCAAUGGCUCACCUUGCCCAACGAGUUCUCCCAAAGUCCUCAAUAAUUUGAAAAAUAUGGCCCACGAUAUAGACGACCUGACACGCGAAGACGAAAAACCUGCAAGACGUGAUAGCUCUUCCUUGAAAUUCACAUUGAAAUCAACUCAACCGCUGCUCUCAUAUCCGGAGUCGCCCACUCACAGAAGUUCCAUUGAAAUCGAAACAAACUACGACGACGAGGAAGAAGAGGAAGAUGCAGACGCAUAUCUGGCACAAUCGCCUCAAAUAUUACAUUCUCCCUCAAGGAUCCCGAUAACAAACGCGGUAUCUAUCAACAAGUUCAAUCUCGAUUUAUCGUUGGGUGCCAGUGGGCUUAACAAAAGGUUGGCGUCUGGUGACUCUGCAGACAGUACAGAACACGAGCUGGAUACAAAAACAAUCCCUGAGUUACCAUACCGUAUGCCAUCUACCCCGGAAAUGACGGCUGUCGAGGAUGAAUGCCCUGGAUUACCAUAUAUUGUCAAGAAAUCGCUUCUGGGAUCAAGAUCGGCUACGGCUUCUGUGGAAGACCUAAAUAUCUCAACGAGCCUCCUAGAAACGAGUGACCGUAUUGAUGCUGGCAUCACGUCCAAUGCAGAUGCUAUCAUAGAGAAGGAUCUAGUGGAAGAUUUACAGUACAAUGCUAAACACAUCCAUGAUGCAUUCGAUGAAGAGAGACUUCUUGGCAAAAGUUACGAAAUGAAUCAUGAUCCUUCUUCCCAUAAUAACGUCACUACGCCCAACCAGGGUGUCUCUAAUGAAGCUGGUAAAAGUGCUGAACGAGAGUUAUCAGCCGCUAAUCAGGACCUCUCGGAGGAAACCUCCCUGUUACAUACUGAAUCUAAAUUUGGUGGUACUCAAUCAAAUGAUAUGCUUACUGUAGACGACAUAUACAAUACUGAAGCAGAUAUCUCAACAUCUACAAAGCCAGAGGAAAGUCUAGUUAAUGAGAAUGAAGAAACAGUACAAGAAGAUCAAAGUAUGCAAAACCCUCGACUGAUAAAUAAACACAAUGAACAACCAACAGCUCUCAAAAAUGAUGUGGCAGAAAAGGAGUCAAUCGAAUCAAACGACAAAAAUGAAUCAUUCACGAACUCUGAAGAUGCAAUUAACCACGAGCUCGCUCAUCUUGGGGAGCAACAGCUUAUUCAGAACGUAACGUAUUCAGAAGAUAGCGAAACACAUGACAGCCAAAUAGAUCUUGAUCAUGUAGAGACUGGUACAGUAAAUGGCCUACCAAAUGGGAGCAAAGAUGAAAAAAUCAAAUCAUCGUUGUCAAGUGAACACAUGCUGGCGAUUCAGGAUAAUUAUGGUGAAGAUAGAGCCGAUGAAAAGGAAGAUGAACAUGAACAUGAACAUGAACAUGAACAUGAACAUGAACAUGAACAUGAACAUGAACAUGAACAUGAACAUGAACAUGAACAUGAACACGAACACGAACACGAACACGAACACGAACACGAACAUGGAAACAUUCAAGAAAAGAAAGAGCAGGAACAGGUUCCAAUUUUACCGCCAUUGCCAAGGUGGGAAGCAAUUCAAUUCAGUGAGCCAUUCGCUGAUGAAAACGAUACCUCCAAUGAUUCCAUGGAUUUAACAAGAUCGAUGAAACCUUCAGAUUAUAUCUCUAUAUGGCAUAUACAAGAAGAAGAAAUAAAAUAUACUUCACCAGAAUCCGUUGCCAACUCUCAGUUUUCACACCAGUCGUCUAUUACCACUGCAUCCACAGUUGAUUGCAAGAAGGAGAAUGCUUCAACAUCUUUCAAAUUCAAGCCCAGAAUAGUAAGUAGAAGUAAGAUCUAUAAUCCAAAACAUAGAGUAUCGUCGUUGAACUACUAUGACAGCGAAGAUUACGUUUUGAACAAUAGUGAAUGGAACGCAUUGGAUCCUAUGAGAAGAAACACAAUAAUCUCUAAAAAGAUUCAAGAUAAUAUUAGGGUACAAAAGCGUCUGACUCCAUUUCUAAGUCCUACCAUCAUGGAAUCUCAAGAUAAAAACUCCAACUUCCAAAACCAUAUUUUUGAAGAAGAACAGGAUGAAAAAGAUGAACGGGAGAAGGAAGAACAGGAUGAAAAAGAACAGGAUGAAGAGGCUGCUCUGUCAAAUAUUCAACUGAGUGAGCAAGAUAUUACAACCAACAUUAAUCCAGUUGGACAAGAUUUUUCAAUAAAUACUCAAGAGGGACCCGAAACUUCUGUUCGUGAAAUAAAGAACGUAGGCGAUAUAAGCUUCGAUAAAGGUGAUUUGCUGUCUCUAUCCGUUGAUGAGGAAUUGGGCCAGGAUUUUGCUAAUUUUCUAGACGCAUUAGACCACGACUCUACAUCAUUCAAUCAUGCGCUAAAUGAGGCAGCCGGUUUCAACAGGGAUGAUUCGAAGAAAAGCUUCAGUUCUCUUUGGGAGAAAAAUUAUGAACUGAAACCUCCCCCUUCAGUAAGAAAUCAAUCUAUUGCGCCAGAUGUACUCCAAAAACUAUUGGAAUCAGAUGCUAAAAGUGACACUGAAUUGAAAAGCGAUAACGAAGAAGAAGUCAAUGUGGUACAUAUGGGUCUAGGUAUUGGGACGCUGAAAACACCCGUCAAAGAUGUAUCGGUUGCAUUAGCAGCAAGCAUUAGAGGGUACGAAGCAAGUUUUAGCGACUCCGAUUCUCAUUUUGGAGAGAUGAUCAAUAGUGACGUUAUGACUCUAAACAUGUUUGAUGAUUUUGAAGAGGACGAAAUGAGUCCUGGCACUCCAACUGGUGGCAUAAGCCCAGUCAAGCGCCAUAUUAGUAGCCCAUUUAAGGUGAUCAAGGCUGGAAAUAAAUCAAAUUGUGACGAAAUAAAUGUCAAGACUGAAGAAGAGCCAGAGACAGCCAAGCUAACGUGUACUGGCAGCUUAGAGUCAGCUACACCUCCGCCAGUAAUAGAAACAAAAGAGGAAAUGGAGACCCAACUUGAAGGACCAGGGGAGACCGAGGAAGAAUUUCCAGAUUUGGGAACACUUUAUUUAACUGUGAAGGGAAUUUCUACGCUUGCGCUGUACGGUACCAAGAGCCACAGAGCCACAUUUUCCAUUGUUUUUGAUAAUGGGGAAAAUGUCAUCCAGACUUCCUGGGAAUCACUUCCAUAUGACGGUAAUAUUAGGAUUAAUAAAGAGUUCGAAUUACCUAUUGACUUCAUGAAGAACAAAGACUCUUCCUCAGUCUCUUCUGGAGAAAGCAGUUAUAAAAAAUGUACUAUCACACUGAAAUGUAAAUAUGCGAAAGCCAAGCAUGAACUAGUAGAAGUAGUAGAUAGGGUACCAGUCGGAAAAAGUUUCUUUGGUAAGACAAAGUACAAAUCGGAGAAGAGAUAUGUGCAAAAAACAGCAAAACAAGAUGAAUGGGAUUACUUGUUUGCACAAGAUGGUUCGUUUGCCCGUUGUGAGUUUGAAAUUGAUGAAGAGUUUUUAAAUAAUGCUGCAUUCAGUAAUAGUCAUAUGCGCUAUGAUAUGAUAAAUAAAUGGAGCCGUAUUGCAGAUGGAAUUGGCGGCUCAGCUAGAUUUCAUGAACUACCACGCAAACCGCCUCAUAAAGUAGCUUCGUUGGAUGUGGAAGCAUGCUUCUUAAAAAGAACUUCCGCUUUUGAACAAUUUCCCAAAACAUUGUCAUUAGUAAACAAGAUUAUUUCCAAGUACAAGUUGCAAAAAAACAUUUACAAAGAAGGGUACUUAUUGCAGGAUGGUGGUGAUUUAAACGGAAAGAUAGAAAGUAGAUUUUUUAAACUACAUGGUUCGCAAUUGUCUGGCUAUCAUGAAAUCUCGAAGAAAGCUAAGAUCGACAUUAAUCUGUUAAAGGUUACGGAAGUGCUAUGCAACGAAGACAUCCAAACCAAAGAUGGAGAACGAAGGAAUUUCACAGAGUGGGUAUUGUUUAACGAAUGUUUCCAGCUGGUCUUUGAUGAUGGCGAAAGGAUCACAUUCAAUGCAGACUGCUCCAAUGAGGAGAAAAACGAUUGGUAUAAUAAGUUGAAGGAAGUUGUUGAGUUAAAUGCCUUCCACCAACCUUGGGUAAAAAAUUUUGGCGAAAUACUGGCUACAUAG
Messenger RNA from Saccharomyces eubayanus, 4413 nucleotides. RefSeq names its product Bud4p (gene BUD4). The coding region runs from base 1 to 4413 and encodes 1470 amino acids. The record is from RefSeq and is a predicted model, not a curated record. Gene Ontology annotation, molecular function: GTP binding. Gene Ontology annotation, biological process: protein localization to bud neck; axial cellular bud site selection. Gene Ontology annotation, cellular component: cellular bud neck contractile ring. Lineage: Eukaryota; Fungi; Ascomycota; Saccharomycetes; Saccharomycetales; Saccharomycetaceae. The transcript has a single exon.